Molecule: messenger RNA, 279 nt
Organism: Rotaria sp. Silwood1
Lineage: Eukaryota; Metazoa; Rotifera; Eurotatoria; Philodinida; Philodinidae
Source: the annotation of a GenBank genome assembly
AUGAAAAAACUAACUUUAAUUAAUGGAAAACCACAAAAUGAUAAGCAAUGUGGAAAAUUAGAUGAUAAAAAUGAGCAUUUGUCAAUCGCUGAAUAUCCACAUCUUUCUCACCUUAAUCUUGUUGAAGCUCAUGAUGAUUAUAUCGAAGGAUUUCUUGUUGAUACGAAAACCUGUUUAGCAAAUAAUCUAUAUCUUUCUGUUGAUUAUCAAGUAUUGAAAUAUGUGACACAACAUUUUACAAGUAAUAAAACACGAAAUAAUUGUAAAAAAACUGCGUAG